Trematosphaeria pertusa is the source of this 1851-nucleotide messenger RNA. RefSeq lists its product as uncharacterized. The coding region runs from base 1 to 1851 and encodes 616 amino acids. The transcript has a single exon. The record is from RefSeq and is a predicted model, not a curated record. NCBI's taxonomy places the organism in Eukaryota, Fungi, Ascomycota, Dothideomycetes, Pleosporales, Trematosphaeriaceae.
AUGUCGCCAAUUUCGUUGCCGCGUCGGCAAGACAGCUCAGAAAUCCUGAUUUACACCCCUACUGGACGAACCCAACAAGGCUGGCGGUUCUUUAUCAGACACAACAUGACUAUCGUUCUUGCCUUUCUUGCUGGCCUGAGUUGCACCGUUGCGGUCAUCGUCUUCACGUUCUGGCUAAGCCAACAGAUCCUCGAAUGUCCUACUUGGUCGAUCAACUGCACAAUUUCAAAGAACAUCGGUACAAUACAGGGAAUCAUCACCGCAGUGUACGCCAUCGGCUUGGCAACCCUGGCAUACGCGACGCAUUCACUUUCGGAGGCCGCCUUGUGGCCGUUGAUCAAUCAACGGCCCUUCACGAUAAAAGAGGUGGAAACGUAUUUGCAAGCCAGUCGCGGCUCGAUAGCUUCUUCCCCUUUCGUCCUGAAGAACGCCCGGAGCGUCAACUCGGCCAUUGUCAUCUUAUGCAUCGUCACAGUCACCUUUCUCCCGCUUGCUGGUGCCCCUCUAACCGGCUACGUCUAUAAUUUACGCAAUAGUUCGGCUCCAUUCGAAAGUUACUAUCAGCCUGGCGGAGGCAUCGGGCCCCCUUUCAUCCAAAGGUCUCCGCUUGAAUCGUAUCGCGAUGCUCAUAGUACGCUCUAUAACUCCUGGGCCCUGGGCAUUUCACGGGAGCCUAUGCCAGAAUAUAGAGGAUGGUUCAUUGAUCGCAUCAACCUCACAAGGAGAGGCGAUAUGACUGUGGGUGCAGUUCGAGUCGAUCAGAAUAUCUCUUGUCGGUCUUGGGAGCUCGAUCCACCGCAGAAGAACGGAUCCUCAUUCGUGUUCCCCACCAGCAUGGCGGAGCAUCGCCGGCCCGAUAAUCGGACAAACGACCCGCACGUGCUAGUAAGGGCUAUGCCACAGCUUGCCGUUUGGGCUCACGACUUCCGAUUCCUCGCUCCAACUCGUACGCUCACAACGCUCGUUUUUGCCGCGCUGAAUGGCUCGAUUGGAGGAGGCUCCACGAUUUCCUUGGAUCACGACAAGAUCAAGAAUAUCUCUAGCAUGGCCUGCGAUGUGGACGUCGCCCUUGUGGAUGAUACGCUUAAGAUUGGAGAAGGCCAAGUUGGCAGGCCUACGCAGAUCAAUUCGAUCACCCAUCUACUCGUUGGUCGACCCAAUAAGACCACACACGAAGGUCUUCAUACGUACAAUCCAAGCGACGGCAAUACGCUGAACGAAUUGGCACUCUGGUUCACAGUAGCGCCGAUUACCGCCGGUGUCAGUCUCUUCGGAGCGCAGCCGAUGUGGAUGUACUCGGACAACGGGUUACCGCGACGGUAUACAUCUGCAAAUGGAGGUUUCAACAGCGGAUGGAAUACGGAAUACAUCAAAAACUUCAUUCGAAUCUGCAUUGGCUCGGCUGCGCAAGCGGAAAGUCGCAUAUGGCCCGAUGGACCCCAGGUUACGAUGUCAUCUGCCGCCUAUACAAGCAAACUAGAUCCACAUCGCGUCCCUCUGCUCCUCACACUGCCACUAAUCAUCAUCUCCAGCGCAGUUCUGCUCUCGUUCUGGAAUUCGCGACUUCAUCGAAAUCUGGAGAUACCGAUCAUGCGAAAGGCGAAUCUCAGUGAAAUCCUCAAGAGCUCGCAGACGGAAGAUAUCAUCACAGAAGCUGGCGAGGAGAUGUUGGAUCCAGGUCAACUGUCGAAGCUGAAACACCUCAAGGUGCGCUAUCAGGAGGCUGAAGAUGGUUUGUGGGGUCUGCAAAGCGACCAGAAGGGACCUUGUAAAAGUGGAUGGGAUCGACUUCCCAGGGUCGAGACGCUAAGCCAUUAUCCUUCGGCGACUUCGCUCGAUAGACAGUGCUAA